Sceloporus undulatus (fence lizard) is the source of this 6621-nucleotide messenger RNA. It is a transcript of the gene MYBL1, whose product is annotated as MYB proto-oncogene like 1. Gene Ontology annotation, cellular component: nucleus. NCBI's taxonomy places the organism in Eukaryota, Metazoa, Chordata, Lepidosauria, Squamata, Phrynosomatidae. The transcript is spliced from 16 exons. Bases 280 to 2523 code for a protein of 747 amino acids. The record is from RefSeq and is a predicted model, not a curated record. Gene Ontology annotation, biological process: regulation of DNA-templated transcription. Gene Ontology annotation, molecular function: RNA polymerase II cis-regulatory region sequence-specific DNA binding; DNA-binding transcription factor activity, RNA polymerase II-specific.
UUCAGCGGCGGCUGCAGCAGAAGCAGGGACCAGAGGGAGCCAGAGGAGGAGGAGGAGGACAAGGAGGCUGACAGCCGAGGGAGAGCCCUUCUUCCCUUCCAGAGGGAGACCAGUGUCCGGGCCAUGACCCCCAAGUGGGGCCCGGGAUAAGAGAAGCCCCCUCCGCCAUUCCCGGCCCCUUCCUUCCCUGCUGGGCGCUGUCCGACUGGGCUUCCCUCCUCCUCCUCCUCCUCUUCCUCCUCCUCCUCCUCCUUCCUCGCCUUAUGGUGCCCGCCAAGGAUGGCGAAGAGGCCGCGCAGUGAGGAAGAUGAUGAAGACCUUCACUACGCAGAUCACGAUUAUGAAGUGCCACAACAAAAAGGGACAAAGAAGAUUUGUAAUAGAGUAAAAUGGACACGUGAUGAGGAUGAAAAACUGAAGAAACUAGUAGAACAGCAUGGGACAAUUGACUGGGCAUUUAUUGCUAGUCAUCUACAAAAUCGUUCAGAUUUUCAGUGUCAGCAUCGAUGGCAGAAAGUCCUAAAUCCAGAGCUUAUUAAAGGUCCCUGGACUAAGGAGGAAGAUCAGAGGGUUAUUGAACUUGUUCAGAAAUAUGGUCCAAAGCGCUGGUCUUUAAUUGCAAAGCAUUUAAAAGGUAGAAUAGGAAAACAAUGUCGAGAGCGAUGGCACAAUCACCUUAAUCCUGAAGUAAAGAAAUCUUCAUGGACGGAAGAAGAGGACAGAGUCAUCUAUGAAGCUCACAAGCGUUUGGGAAAUCGGUGGGCUGAAAUUGCAAAAUUGCUUCCUGGAAGGACUGACAAUUCAAUUAAAAAUCAUUGGAACUCUACCAUGAGAAGAAAAGUUGAACAAGAAGGAUAUUUACAAGAUGGAAUCAAGAUUGAGCGACCUUGUUUAUCAAAAAUUUCACACAAAACAUGUACAUCUACGGACCAUCUUCAUGCCCCAAAUCAGUUUUAUAUACCUGUUCAGGUGCAUAUCCCAGGAUAUCAAUAUGUGUCAACAGAAGGCAACUGCGUAGACCAUAUCUCAGCCUCUUCAGACUUCAUUCAGCAGUCAUUUGAUGAUGAUCCUGACAAAGAGAAAAAAAUAAAAGAACUUGAGCUGCUACUUAUGUCAGCUGAGAAUGAAAUCAGAAGAAAGAGAGUCUCAUCUCAAGGUGGAAAUUUUUCUAAUUGGUCUGGAAGUUUCAUUAUGGAAGACAACAUAUCAAAUACCCUAAAUUGCCUUGGGGAGCAAACAAAUGCCUUUUACAAUCUGGAGGAUGGACAGGCUGCAACAGUUCAGCAAAACUCACCUACCAAAUAUUUGGCUGUGGAGGCAAAUGCAGUGUUGUCAUCUCUACAGACGAUUCCUGAAUUUGCAGAGACACUAGAACUUAUUGAAUCUGAUCCUGUAGCAUGGAGUGAUGUCACCAGCUUUGACCUCACUGAUGUAGCUACAUCUCCUGUCACUCAAGCACCAAUGAAACUAAUGCGGAUUCAACACAAUGAUGGGGCCAUGGAGUGCCAAUUUAAUGUAAGUGUGGUACUUGAUAGCAAAAAAAACAGUGAAGAAGAAGAAUCAACAUCUCCAAAUGCAGCCAAGUUCAGUUCUCCUCCCACGAUUUUGCGCAAAAAAAAGAAACUCAGACCUGGACAGUCACCAGUUGGUGAACAGCAUGACGUUUUGUAUAGUACCACUUCCAAUACUGCAUUAAAACAAACACCAGUGAAAACACUACCCUUUUCUCCAUCACAGUUCUUCAACACCUGUUCCGGAAAUGACCAAUUUAACCUUGAAAACCCUGCAUUUACAUCAACUCCAGUUUGUGGCCAAAAAGUUCUUAUUACACCUUUGCAUAACAAAGAAGUGACACCCAAAGACCAAAAGGAAAAUGCAGGUUUUAGGACACCUACUAUUAGAAGAUCUUUACUAGGAACUACACCAAGAACGCCUACUCCAUUCAAGAAUGCUUUAGCUGCCCAGGAAAAAAAGUAUGGUCCUUUGAAAAUGGUGUGUCAGCCACAUGCCUAUUUGGAGGAAGAUAUUAGAGAGGUUUUAAAGGAAGAAACUGGAACAGAUAUAUUCUUCAAGGAAGAGGAAGAUUCUGUCUAUAGGGGUUGCAAAUUGGAGAAUCCUUCUGCAAAGAAAGUCAGAAAAUCAUUGGUCUUGGAUCCCUGGGAAAAAGAAGAGCUUGGUGCCCACUUUUUCACAGAAGACAAUGUUUCAGAUAUACAGUCAGAAAAUAUCUAUACAACAUCACUCCUAAUGAUACCAUUAUUGGAAAUACAUGACAAUAGAGGCAAUAUGACUCCAGAGAAACAGGAUUCCAAUUCUACAAAGUUCAAUAUAGCAGUGAAAAAAAAGCUAAAUGCUUGCACUUCAAAAAAUGUCAAAACAGAAAAAACACUUCAGGCAAAUUGUGAAUGGGAAGCUGUUGUUUUUGGGAAGACAGAAGAUCAGCUUAUUAUGACUGAGCAAGCAAGACGAUACCUGAGCACCUAUAUGGCUACUGGCAGCACUUCAAGGGCUCUGAUUUUGUGAUUGCUUCAAAAUGUCUCAAAAUGGACUUCAUGCUGAAAUGUUCAUUUCAGUAAUAUAUGUACUGAUUUUUAUUUAUUUAUUUUUUAAAUUUGAGAUUGCCUUAUAAGGCAAAAUGGAGGGGGUUACAUGUCAAACUUUUUUAAAGCAAAAUUUAAACAGUCUUUUAAAAAGACUACUCUAAAGAGUAACUAUUUUUUCUAUCAACCAAUUUUUGUUAUUCUUUAGUAUAUACUCUCCUUUUAAAAAUAUUUUAAUGUAGCUUAGGUUUACAGGUACUUUGUUAUCUAUGAGAGGAAAACAUACAUGACUCCUUGAGAAUGCUUUUGCUUAAAUGCUCAUUUACGUAUGUAGCAGUUUUUUAUAAACACAAAAGAAAGGAAACUAAAGGAAAAAUAGAAGGUUGCACUACUAGUACUAGGUAUGCUGCACAAAAUUAAUUACAGUGUUAAAUGUAUUUAUUUGAGAAUGGUACUUCUAAUAAGAGUAAACAAAAGGGAUUACUGAAUUUUCAUUAGGAUAAGACAUCAGUAUUCAUAAAUCUCAAACCGAGGCAAUUGUUGAAUGUAUUAUACAGCAUGUGGGAGCAAGAAAGCUUUUGUAAAUUGGAAGGCAGUUUAAUUUAUUUUCAUUUUAAAGCUUAAGGUUGCAAUCUCUAAUUGCCCCAUAUUCUUGAUGCUUUGCAAAGCAACAUGAACCCAGGAGGCAGUUGUAGCAAACUUUCUUUUGCUUGUAAAAGACAGAAAAGGAAGAUGCCCACUGCUCAGAAAUAAUAUGAGUACUGUUGCUUAUCUACCUUACAUUCUUUGCAACUCAUUCUGAUUGUUUUUGAGAAAGACUGCAUUCCUCCUUUUUCUCCUUGUCAUUCUGUUUUUCCAUAACCACACCUCAGUAUCUGUAGAGCAGAAGCAGCAGCCUGUCAUGUCUGACCAAGUACUAAGUUGUCUUCUGUAUACAAGUUUAAAACUACACUACCAACUGAACUCUUUUCUUCCAGCCUUGGUGUUUUUUUAAGAACUACAGAAAAUACCAAUUGAGCAGCAAGAAGAGGGAAAGACAGAUUUUUAGGAAGCUAAAAAUAAAAGGGUAGUAAAGUAGGAUUUAUCCUAAAAUAGUACACCAUGGAAUGAAAGAAAAGAAUGUUCUUUUGUUUAGGAACAUAUGAGCAUCUUGUGUUAGUAAAGGUUCACUGUACCUUAACGGGUUAAUUUUGUUCUCAAUCGCCAAAGGUGCUUUUUGACCAUGCUUGGAAUAUUUGCUCCUCUGUAGAGACUGAUCUUUAUUAAGAAAAACUGCAAAGGAUUAGGAAAGGGCAAAAGGAGAAGACCUAGUAUAACACAAAGUAUCACAACUAAUAAUGUUCUGGAAAGAUUGCAGAAUAUUAUUCAUAGCAGAAAUUAAACAAAAUGAAAUAUUUGAGGAGGAUGCAUAACUGAAAUAAUUUUUACAACAAAUAGUUCCCACAAAUUAAUUUACCUGAAGGGAUAGUUUAGGUUUGGUACAUGAGAUGUCAGAUGGAGGAAGGGUUUCUAUGAAAUGUUUGUAGCUGAUCUUGUCCUACUUACCUUAAUCAAAGCAAAAGUGUACAAUGUUGUGGUCACGAAGGAGGACAAGCCUAGAUAUAAAGGCAUUUCAAAGAAGAUAAUCUCUUCUGGGCCCAAGCCGAAUAAUAAAGAUGUCAAUAAAAGAAAUUGAAAGUGGAAAAAGGGAGAAUAAUUGUCCACUCUAUGAAGGAUAAUAAUGAAGGAUUAGAUGCUAUGGCAGAAUAUGUCUGGGUUGCUUUGCAAAUGCUAGUAUCUUGUGUGGGUCUGUGUUGGCACUAUCAAUAAGCAGAUUGCAGUCUUGUUAUGUAGAUAUUUAUAAAUACACAUACACAUAAAAAUACUCAUAUACAUACAUGCAGGUUGUUUUAGAAGCUGAUGUUGUUUUCUAAGUAAAAUAGCUCCAACUGUCAUGAGGGAAGGCAAGUUGUAACCUUGGAACAUUGGAUAGGAGAAAAAUAGGCUGUGAAAUACAUUGUUUUGCAUUUCAUCUACUUAAAUAUUGCACUAUACUGUUUUAAAUCAUGUAGGUCUCCAUAGUCUUUAAUGUCUAGAUUUAUUAUAGUUCAAGUAUUCCAGGAACCUGGUUAUUAAAGAGGAUAUGUUUAUGUAAGGACAGAAUGUGAUGACAUGCUGUGGCUUCUUGUGGCCCUAUACAAGAAUUAAUACUGGUGUGUAUCUUUACAUGGCUGAGAGAAACGAGUCAGUUCACGUGAUGUGAGCAGCCAUAGGUCUUCCUCAGCCACAUGUAGAUUUCUUUUCCUGCAUAAAGAUGUUGGGAUGAAUUAGCUGUAACUAAAUCACAAUCACAAUUAUUUCUGUAUCUGUGUUGAAGAAGUGCAUAGUUGCAGAAUAUCUUGUUGGCUCUCACACUGCAAAGCCUAAACUACAUCCACAUUUCCCCCAAGGAUGACCUGUGGCUGUCUGCACUUCACUUAAGAACUGAUUUUAAAAUACUUUAUAGCUGCUGUUGAAGCCUCAGCACAAUUACAAAACUAUUUAAAAAGCAAAAUAGUUUUUUAAAGAUUGCUUCAUGCUUUUAAUCUCCAUAGGUUACAGCAAUUGCUUCCGUUUACCUGCUUUAGACAUUUGCACUUAUUUGUUCUGUUUGAAGGAAUGUCUUUGUUUUUCUUUUGUUGUAGCUGUUUUGUUUUAGUUAAUUUCUUGUAGAACAUAAUGGUGUGCUGUCAACUUAAAUACUGACAGGUAAAUAGAAUUGUAUACUGUAGAUGUUUAGCUAUUUAUAAAUCUGACACUCUUCCUCUCCACUCCUGGGUGUGCUGCUAUAGAUAGUAGCAGAGUCUGCUUGCUGCUAUGAGAGAUGGAAAGAGCGAGCAUCAUAUGCACUGUAUGUAAAAUGGCAAAUAGAAUAAUGGCAUGUUCUCAAGUCAACUUGAUAUCAACCAUUGUUGUGCGGGGACUAACACAAUAGAAAGAAAGUUGAUGCCACAUAACACCAAGAACUCUAAAAAUGAUUUUACUUUAAUGUUGUGUGUGGUAUGUAAAGCAAUCUAUGGUGAAGGAAUACUUUUAAAAUGCGAGCCCCCAUUCCAUAGUUAUUUAUUUAUUAUUCUAACUAAAUAUUUAUAUAUAUAUAGAAUGUUAAUGUAGCUGCCUUUAAUAAGCCAGAUUUUAAAUGGUUAGCAUUUUUCAGUAUAACUCUAGAAAGAGAAAGUUUCUUUAGAAGAUUCUCAGCCUGACGAACAAAGGAGUUAAAUGACUAGAUGUGCCUAGAAUAGGAAGGCUGUCAUCCAGAGGACUGUGCAUCUAACAAUACUCACCUUGGCUUUUGACUUCUUAUAUUUUGAGUUUCAGCCCAUCUCCAAGCCUUAUGGCAAAAGUCUUCCAAUCCUUAAUGUCAGUUUAUAGAAUAUGGGUAUGUGCCAGCUGUCCUGAAUAUACAGUCACGUAGCUGCAUUUAAAUGGGCUUUUUGAAUUGUGACUAGUAUGCCAAGAUCCAAAGAAGUAUUGUAUGCAUCAGCACUGCCUGGAUUUCCUCCUCCUUGUGGUGUCCUGUGUUUGUGCUGGAUGCUACUCUUGAAAGUCUGGGAUGCAGUGAGAGGGAUGUAAUUUCUGCAGUACACUGACUGCAGCUCUUUAGAUCCCACUCCCAUCUUUUAUAGAUAAAAAAUCUGCUUUUCAAGAGACAGGUAAAUUAUUCAAUAUAAUUAUUUUAAUGGUACCAAAGCCACCAGUGCCAAGGUUUAAUAUAGGUCUCUGGUAAGUAAUACAAACUGGAGUUUGUAUUGGUUAAAUCUUUCAGUUAAUUGCUUUGUGUUUUAGUAAAAAAGAAAAAAAAGGUUUUAAACCUUUGACGUGUUAGACAUUUUUGAUACUUUUUUUUUGUCUUAAGUGCAUUUGAAUUUUUUAUGUUUGUAAGUAGAAUAUACCUGCAGCAGAAAAUAUGCAUGUUGGGAAAUGAUGGCAUCUGUUAAUAGUUAUGUUUGUUUUACAGUUUGACUUUUAAUUGUAAGGUGAAUAUUUGUUGUGUUUUUAAUUUUUUUGCUUUACUACAAAUUUUGUUUCACUUAAAUGGAUAUUGCAUACAAUGCAGAUGCAC